GACCGGAAGUGACGUCACUUCCGCUUCCGGCGCGGCCGCUCCAAGAUGGCGGCGCUGGCGCUGAGAGGGGUUGGGCGGCGCUGCCUCCUGGCCCGUCUGGGCCCCGGCCCGUCCCUGCAACAUGUUAUCCCCAUGGGAAGCACGGCCAGGGAGGAGAUGAGUCGCUUCUGGGAGAAGAACACCAGGUCCAACCGGCCCCUGUCCCCUCACGUCACCAUCUACAAGUGGUCCCUGCCCAUGGCCAUGUCCAUCACCCACCGCGGCACCGGCGUCGCCCUCAGCCUGGGCGUGUCCCUGUUCGGCCUGGCCGCGCUGCUGAUGCCCGAGCCCUUCCCCUACUACCUGGCCCAGGUGAGGGCCCUGAGCCUCGGCCCCGCCCUGCUCUGCUCAGCCAAGUUCCUGCUGGCACUGCCAGUGUCCUACCACACCUGGAACGGCAUCCGCCACCUGGUACAGCCCUGGCACACCUGGGGUGGGGACAUGGGGAUGGGAAUGGGGCUGGGAAUGGGGCUGGGAAUGUCCCACCACACCUGGAACGGCAUCCACCACCUG
This is a messenger RNA of Empidonax traillii (willow flycatcher), 552 nucleotides long. RefSeq names its product succinate dehydrogenase complex subunit C (gene SDHC). Gene Ontology annotation, molecular function: succinate dehydrogenase activity; electron transfer activity. Gene Ontology annotation, cellular component: membrane. Lineage: Eukaryota; Metazoa; Chordata; Aves; Passeriformes; Tyrannidae. Gene Ontology annotation, biological process: mitochondrial electron transport, succinate to ubiquinone; tricarboxylic acid cycle. The transcript is spliced from 5 exons. The record is from RefSeq and is a predicted model, not a curated record. The annotation marks the transcript as partial.